Messenger RNA from Solenopsis invicta (red fire ant), 1650 nucleotides. Its product is annotated as calcium and integrin-binding protein 1-like. Gene Ontology annotation, molecular function: calcium ion binding. The record is from RefSeq and is a predicted model, not a curated record. The transcript has 6 exons. Bases 468 to 1022 code for a protein of 184 amino acids. Lineage: Eukaryota; Metazoa; Arthropoda; Insecta; Hymenoptera; Formicidae.
UAGCUCCUUGUAAACCUACCAUUUAAAUUGAUCAUAGUAGAUGUCCUUGACGAUCUUUCCGAAUGUUUCCAUCGUUCGUCUUUUGUCACGCUAGAAUUCACAGUGUUCGAUCUGAACCCCUCGAAAACAACUUUUCGUUCAGAAGUUCCGCCAGUUUCCGUCUUUACCACCUCGCCGAUGUAUCUCUUCGUCACCUCUCUUCUCGCUUCCUUCUUUCACUAAGACUGGACGUAUAUUCGCGUCUCAUUCCUAUCUCAGCGAGUGUAGAUGGGGAGCUGCAGGUGCUGAUGAAACUCGACGAGCUCGCCAUUCGCACCGGCGCGCUGAUCAAUAAACAGCGCCCUUUAAAAGCACAGCUGCAUUUGCAGGAGCAAUACGUUUGCCCCAAUUCGCCCAACGGUGUACCGAUCUUGUCCGAUGAUUACGAAAUAAUAAAUUGACAGGAUAAUUGAGGUCGCUUGGCUAGGAUGGGUGCGGGAAAGAGUCAAUUUUCGGAAGAAGAGCUGCAGGACUAUCAAGAUUUAACAUACUUUACUAAGAAGGAAGUUCUAUACGCGCAUCAGAAAUUUAAGGCACUCGCCCCAGAGAAAGUUGGACACAAUAAAAAUGCAAAACUGCCAAUGUCCAAGAUUUUGCAGUAUCCCGAGCUGAGAGUGAAUCCCUUUGGCGACAGGAUCUGUAAGGUUUUUAGCUCCAGUCAGGACGGUGACUGCACCUUCGAAGAUUUCUUAGAUAUGAUGUCUGUAUUCAGCGACGCUGCUCCAAAGGCCGUGAAGGCCGAACAUGCGUUUAGAAUAUUCGAUUUCGACGGUGACGACAUGCUCGGUGUAGGAGACUUGCGGCAGGUGGUCGACAGGCUCACAGCACCCCAGAGAUUGAACGACAGUGACAUGCAACAGCUUCUUCAAUAUAUUCUUGACGAAGCCGAUCUAGAUGAUGACGGUGCACUCAGCUUUGCUGAAUUUGAGCACAUUAUAGAAAAGAGCAGCGAUUUUUCUAAGAGCUUUCGCAUUCGUUUAUAAAAGUAUUAUCAAUGAUGAAUUCGCCAAUGAAAGACUGAACUUUAACGUCGAUAUUUAAUUAUAAUCGCAGACGGGCCUAUUAGAAAGGAAAACAAAUUAACGUUUACAAAAUGUAUCAAGGUUCUAUAAUUUGGCCUAAGUCAGGUAAUCUUUUUUUUUAUUUUUUUAUCUUAUUUAUUUAAGAUUAUAAUAGAAGAAACGGAUAUAAUCACGAAUAAAGAUCUCUUAAUUAAAAAAAUAUAUAUGCCAAAUAUACAAUAUUAUAAAUACGUAUAUAUGACGCUUUAAUGUAAUGAAGAGAAGUCAAGUCUCUUCUUUUGACCAGUAAGCAUUUUUAAAAGAUAUAUCUUUCGUGUAAUAAAGUUGAAUAAAAGUAUGAGAGAGUUUAAAAAGUAAAGUCAAUGCAUAUGUCUAUCAACUUGUGUCUAUUGCUCCAGUUGGAAGACAGAAAAUUUUCAUUUUCAGUAUGAACUUUUGGAGCUGUAUUUAAUGAGCUUUUAAAAAAUAUACAUUAUAUCUAUAUUGAAAUAUAUUAUUUAAAAACUUAGUUGUAAUAUAUUGUCUACAAUAUAUUUAAAAAUUUAUAAUGUCUCUUAUCCUGUAUUGUAUAUAAUAUAAUGAUACUAAA